AUGAAUGCGCCCGUCCUACCGCCCAUGUCACCGUUGCCUCCUUCGCCGACGCAAAAUUACGAUGAGGACAUGCUGCAGUUGUUAGGCUCGCCUUUCAACUUGCCGGACGACGUGAUGAGCGUUCUGUCUAGCGACACGCCCUUGUCGACGGGGAGCAACUUGGUCCGGGCCAUGGACCCACCAUCACCCGAACCAUCACCAGGUCCAUCCCCCGAUAGAACACCCGGUGUAUCGCCAACCUUUUCACCCUCAGCAUCGCCUGCGGCAUCGCCCCCUUCGGAAGUGGCGAAUUUGGCGKCAUGGACGCCAAGCAGUGGGGGGAGAUUGACGUCUUUACCCGACGCCACUUUGGAUCAGAUGAACAAGGAGGAAUUGCGCGAGUACKCCGAGGCAUUGAAAUCGUUGGCAGAGAAGUAUCCCCAGGUGAAAGAGACCUUGACACCUACCAUCAAGAACGUGAUGACGCGGGUGGACGGUCGAUGGCGAGGCAAUCGAAGCGAGAAAAGGAUGGACUUGGCUGAAGUGGAAGAAUACGUCAAGGAAUUGGAAGCCACCGAUCAAAGCAAGUUUGACGAAACGUCUCAAAUGCGGAUUCGCUAUGCCCUGGAAAAAGCCCUGGCACGGCGACUGCAGCUUCGCAAGGAAGCCGAACGAGAGAGGAGGGAUGGCGACGACGACGACAAUAAUGACGAUCAUGGGGAACGAUUCAAGAACGCGGAUCAAGACACCGUGUCUAAAGCCUUGCGCAAAAAAUUAGGCAAAGGAGAUCAUCAAACCAUCGCCAAUACCACCACCGUGACCACGGUUCGUCGAGGCAAGCGGCCUGUGGUGGAACGCGAGCAUAACAGUCAAACCUUCCCCGGCCCAGGCAGCGACAACGACGAGGAUGGCGAUGACGCGACUAUUGAGGGAGGCGUAUUGCGGCGCAAGCGAAAAUCUCGAGUGUCCAAAUCCAAACCUCGUCGCAAGAAACACAGCCAACAGGGAGGCAUCGUGGCCGACAUGAAUCCGUAUGGAGGGUAUAACAAGAGCCCUCACGAGGUAGUGGAUCAGUACAUUCAAUUUCUUCGCGACGCCAAGAGAAAGAAACUAUCAUGA
Actinia tenebrosa (Australian red waratah sea anemone) is the source of this 1098-nucleotide messenger RNA. RefSeq lists its product as uncharacterized. Lineage: Eukaryota; Metazoa; Cnidaria; Anthozoa; Actiniaria; Actiniidae. The record is from RefSeq and is a predicted model, not a curated record.